Messenger RNA from Telopea speciosissima, 723 nucleotides. RefSeq lists its product as uncharacterized. Gene Ontology annotation, molecular function: rRNA (uridine-N3-)-methyltransferase activity. Gene Ontology annotation, cellular component: cytoplasm. Lineage: Eukaryota; Viridiplantae; Streptophyta; Magnoliopsida; Proteales; Proteaceae. The record is from RefSeq and is a predicted model, not a curated record. Bases 1 to 723 code for a protein of 240 amino acids. Gene Ontology annotation, biological process: rRNA base methylation. The transcript has 3 exons.
AUGGAAGAAGAACAGGAAUGGAUCAUGCACUACAGCCGCUCUCAUAAGAUGUUACUCGUUGGAGAAGGUGAUUUCUCUUUCUCUGCAUGUUUGGCCAGGGCAUUUGGUUCCGCUAAGAACAUGGUCUCUACGUCCCUUGAUUGCAGAAAAACCGUAAUGGUCAAGCACCCAACAGCAAAGGCAAACUUGGAGGAAUUGAAGAAACUGGGCUGCACCAUUCUCCAUGAAGUAGACUGUCACACCAUGAACAAACACUCUUUUCUCAAAGCUACGACAUUUGAUCGAAUAAUCUUCAAUUUUCCCCAUGCGGGCUUUUAUUACCUAUGGGAACAUGAGCAAGCCCAAAUCAAAUGUCUUCCCAGGCUUCACCAGAAUGUAGUGCAAGGCUUCUUUAGGAGUGCACGUGACAUGCUUACAACCAAUGGUGAAGUUCACGUGACUCACAAGACAAGUCACCCUUUCAGUAAGUGGGAGGUGGAGAAACUAGCCAAAGAAGCUGGACUAUGUUUGGCUAAAGAAGUAGAGUUCAAAAUCCAGGAUUAUCCGGGUUAUCACAACAAGAGAGGAGAUGGAAAUAGAAGCAAUGAGUCUUUCCCUGUGGGAAUGUGCAGCACUUUCAAGUUCAUACUGUCAAUCCAUACUAUACCUGCAUGUACAUCUUUAGAUGCAGUUGCAUGUUUGUGGUUGGACCGGUAUGAUCCAAUUUGGAAACCCAGAUCGUGA